This is a messenger RNA of Podospora pseudocomata, 1334 nucleotides long. RefSeq lists its product as uncharacterized. Bases 464 to 1213 code for a protein of 249 amino acids. Lineage: Eukaryota; Fungi; Ascomycota; Sordariomycetes; Sordariales; Podosporaceae. The transcript has 2 exons. The record is from RefSeq and is a predicted model, not a curated record.
CCGCCACAUGCUUAAUUUAAACAAGGCCACAUUGGUGUGGUUGCUCAACCGCAAGGCUCUGGCUCUUGCGUGUCUUGGACAAAGGAUCGUGUCGUAAGCGGGACAACUUCAGCCCCGACUGCCUGGGACUCCCUGAAUCUUGCAGAUACAGGUGUCCAAUCCCGAUAGAAUGCAUGGACCAGCCACACUCAUAAUGUUAGAGAGAGGGCUGCAUGCUAAUACCAGCAAAUCGAAUCAGACAUCGCUCCGCGGCUCCGGAUCGGGGGGGUUGUUCCUGAUUUUGACCGUGAGGUGUUGGUAUGCAGAGCAGGGCCUUGAAUGCAAAUAUGAGUAUAAAUCUAAUAACUGAGCUAAGUGCUCCUCUGUUGGAUUGUCUUCGAUAGAUCAUCCUCUUGCCCCGUUGUGUUUGGGUUUUCUAGCUCAAAAAGUCACUCGUUCGACACCCUCGCUUCAGUAGCCCAUCAUGGUCAACUCAAAGGCAGUCUUUUGCUUGCCACUGGCACUAUACUCUUUCUUUGGCUCCGCCGUGGCAUCUAGUGAUGGCUCGAUUGGCAAGCGAGAUGCUCGUCUCGAAGAACGUCAGCGUUGCCGGACUCCAGGGUGGAUUCCUGCCUGCCCCGGUCCCUUUCAGUGCGUUCCACCGGGAGCCAUCUGCUGCUCCGACGGCGUGACGUACGUGAUGCCUCCCCGUAACUGUCCCGACGGCCAAACCCCCCUGGCUACCGCCACCAUCAACGACCCAGCCCCUACCAUCACCACGCUCAUCACCACGGUCCCGGCCUCUACGAUUACCGUCAUUGACUAUACGUGGUACACCUUCACAUACUAUUACUACUACUAUUAUUACUCCUAUUACGUCGAUGCAACCACAACGAUCCUUUAUUCUACUCUCGUCACAACGUCUACCGGCAUCUCUUUGACUGCAACGAACGCUGCCGCAGCCACAUUCUUGUACAGUGAAUAUACUAGGACCGUGAUCGUGCCAACUCCUUCUCAGACGGUUACAACUGUUACUAGUGCAACUGAGACCAUCUCCGUUGAGCCUGAGCCGACCCCUACCGCGAGCCUCACUGUCUCGGCGACUGGCAAUGGCACUAUCAGCCUGGUCCUUCCUACAAGCACUAGCAGCACGCCAGUUCAAGCGGGUGCCGGAAAGAAUGGCAUUGUUGGAGGUUUCUUGGGUCUGGCCCUUGGUUUCGCCGCGAUACUUUAGGGAGGACAGAGUGUGAAGGACAAAAUGUGAAGUUGCGGCUCGGUUCCAUCAUUGUUUUGCCCGUUGAUGUAUUUGGGUAGGGUAAGAAGUGCACGCAGCCUCUAUCUCACAUAUUGAAGUA